CUUCUCUGCUCAUCAGCCCUCCUGCAGACCUGCCCGUCCCCCCAGAGCAUCACUGCAGCCCCAGCCUGACGAGCAACAUGAAGCCCCUGACCCUCCUGCUGGGCUUCACAGCUCUCCUGCUCUCUCUCACAGACGCCGCAUCAGUGGACUCCAGGAUUAUAAAUGGACAAGAGGUGAUGCCCCAUUCCAAGCCGUACAUGGCCUCGCUGCAAAUAAAGGGAAGCCAUAUUUGCGGGGGGUUUCUCGUGGGGAAAUCCUUUGUGAUGACCGCGGCUCACUGUUUUAACAGGAACAUGGAAAUGACUGUGGUUCUGGGGGCUCAUGACAUCAGUGAUAGGAUUGAGAGAGUACAGAGGGUUGCCGUGAGGUUUUAUCACAUAUACCCCGGAUAUGACAACCAUACACUGCAGAACGACAUCAUGCUCCUGCAGCUGCAAAAAGAGGCUCAAGUGGGCAGCAGGAUACAGUGCAUCCCACUUCCAAAGAAGGAUAAAGAUGUGAAACCAAAAACGGAAUGCGUUGUAGCUGGAUGGGGAGCGACCAGAACAGGGGGGAAUGCAAGCUCCAAGCUCCGAGCAGUCAAUGUCACUGUGAUAGACAAGAAAGUCUGCAAAACUGCAUGGAAAAACCAGAUAACAGAGAGGAUGAUGUGUGCUGGAGGAAACGUUGGCAGACACGGCUUUUGUCAGGGAGACUCUGGGGGCCCUUUGGUGUGCAACAAGAAACCUACAGCUGAAGGAAUCGUUUCAUUCAAUGAGUGGAAAGCCUGCGACAACCCACAAAAACCCAACGUCUACACACAGGUGUCUAAGUACCUGCCCUGGAUCAAGUGUAUAAUGGAGAGCACAAAUUGACAGAGCAGCCAAGCGCUCGGUAGAAUAACCCUUGUCUCCCUGUUGCAAAUGGGUAUAGCUGUCAGUAAACAGUCUCGCGAUUCAGUGAUAACCUUUUGCUACUGACAUAUGAAGCCACGGAUAUCAACUCCUUCAGUGCAUCUAUGUAAAGCUAUUUGAAAAAUAAACUGUUUUAAAAAUAAA
Messenger RNA from Polyodon spathula (Mississippi paddlefish), 1037 nucleotides. Its product is annotated as mast cell protease 1A-like. The transcript has 5 exons. Lineage: Eukaryota; Metazoa; Chordata; Actinopteri; Acipenseriformes; Polyodontidae. Gene Ontology annotation, biological process: proteolysis. Bases 78 to 854 code for a protein of 258 amino acids. Gene Ontology annotation, molecular function: serine-type endopeptidase activity. The record is from RefSeq and is a predicted model, not a curated record.